AGGUGGGGUCGGGCUUCUUCCUGUUUUGCUAUCCAGCUUCAAAAUAGAACCACCUCAGCAGAUGCCCCUGCCUCAGGCUGUGACCUGAGAGGCUAUAAAGCAACGACUGCCCCAAAGCACCUGGUGGCAGACGCUUGAGUACUGGUCCUGGGCAGCAAGUCAGAUAUUAGAAGCCCUCUGUACGCUGCAUCUACACUUGAGAAGAGGUUGGUGUGAGGGCAGCAAUCCCGGGCACCCGUCCCUCGGAGAUACAGCCCCCGGAUGUGAACCAGAGCGUCAGAGGCAGAGAGGGAAGACGGCCCGCAGCUCAGGGCCUGUCUGUGCCCCUGCCUGUCUUGGUCUCCUGCCAGGAUUUCCUGCCCAUUUCCCUCGCUUGCCAGCAGGAGACUAUGGCCAAGCGCGUGGCCAUCGUGGGGGCCGGGGUCAGCGGCCUGGCUUCCAUCAAGUGCUGCCUGGAGGAGGGCCUGGAGCCCACCUGCUUCGAGCGGAGCGAGGACCUCGGGGGGCUGUGGAGGUUCACUGAACAUGUCGAAGAAGGCAGAGCCAGCCUCUACAAGUCUGUGGUGUCCAACAGCUGCAAGGAGAUGUCCUGCUACUCAGACUUUCCAUUCCCAGAAGACUAUCCAAAUUAUCUGCCAAAUUCCCAGUUCCUGGAGUAUCUCAAAAUGUAUGCAAACCGGUUCAACCUCCUGAAAUGCAUCCGAUUCAAGACUAAAGUCUGCAGUGUAAGCAAAUGCCCCGAUUUCACUGCCACCGGCCAGUGGGAGGUGGUCACCCUGCAUGACGCAGAGCAGGAGGCACAUGUCUUCGACGCUGUCAUGGUCUGCACCGGCUUUCUCACCGACCCGCAUCUGCCGCUGGGCUGCUUCCCAGGUAUAAAUACCUUUAAAGGCCAAUACUUUCACAGCCGACACUAUAAACAUCCAGACAUAUUUAAGGACAAGAGAGUUCUGGUGGUUGGAAUGGGGAAUUCUGGCACAGACAUCGCCGUGGAGGCCAGCCACCUGGCAGAGAAGGUGUUCCUGAGCACCACCGGAGGGGCCUGGGUGAUCAACCGGGUCUUUAGCUCAGGACACCCAUGGGACAUGGUGUUCACGACACGGUUUCAGAACAUGCUCAGAAACUCCCUCCCGACUCCAGUCAUAUCUUGGUUGAUCGCAAGAAUGAUGAACAGCCGGUUCAAUCACGCAAAUUACGGCUUGCUGCCAGAAGACAGGAUACAGCUGAGGGAGCCGGUGCUGAAUGACGAGCUCCCGGGCCGCAUCCUCACUGGGAAAGUGCUCAUCAGGCCGAGCGUGAAGGAGGUGCGAGCAGGCUCCGUCAGGUUUCACGACAGCCCCCAGGAGGAGCCCGUGGACAUCAUCGUCUUUGCCACCGGGUACACCUUCGCCUUCCCCUUCCUGGAUGAAGCUGUGCUGAAAGUUGAGGAUGGCCAGGCCUCGCUGUACAAGUACAUCUUCCCCACACAUCUGCAGAAGCCAACCCUGGCCGUCAUCGGCCUCGUCAAACCCCUGGGCUCCAUGAUACCCACGGGGGAGACGCAGGCCCGGUGGGCCGUCCGGGUUCUGAAAGGUGUGAAUAAGUUACCGCCACCCAGUGUCAUGACAGAGGAAGUGAGUGCAAGAAGACAGAACAAGCCCAGUGGGUUUGGCUUGUGCUUCUGCAAAGCUCUGCAGACAGAUUACAUCCUGUACAUGGACGAGCUGCUGACCUACAUCGGGGCGAAGCCCAACCUGCUCUCAAUGCUCCUGACGGACCCACGGCUGGCCUUGGCCAUCUUCUUCGGCCCGUGCACACCAUACCAGUUCCGCUUGACCGGCCCGGGGAAGUGGGAAGGAGCCAGAAAUGCCAUCCUGACCACGUGGGACCGAACGUACAAGCCCACCAAAACCCGAGUUGUACAGGAGCCCCCGUCACCCCUGGCGAGCUCGCUCAAACUCUUUGGUGCCCUGGCUUUGCUCCUGGCCGUUGUCCUGGUCUUCCUCUGAGGGGGGGUGACCGAGGGCUCGUCAGACGCACCCCGUACUUGCACAGGCUCCAGUUUGCCCCUGCACACCACAGCCCACCUAGCGGGAACCACCCCGAGUAUCCGAGGCCCCUGCCCUGCCCCGGCCCCAGGCUUCCACUGCGGCCCUGAGCCCUCCAGCUCCACCUGCUUCCAGUGCUUGAGGAAGACAGCAGUUUGUGUGCAUUUGAAGGCUGCUGGGAGGCCUCAGGUACACCCUAGAAGACCUGUCCCAGGCAGCACCCUGAGCAAUCACACCUCUUUCCCGUAUAGACUGCUUCCGUAGACCUCCACUAAAGCCCCCUACUUUGCAAAAGAUUUUCCUGUGCUGAAAUGGUGUUCUUAUGGUAUCAGCUAAUUAAAAAUAAAAAGAAAGAAAAAAACCUAGAA
Messenger RNA from Manis javanica (Malayan pangolin), 2395 nucleotides. RefSeq names its product flavin containing dimethylaniline monoxygenase 1 (gene FMO1). The record is from RefSeq and is a predicted model, not a curated record. Lineage: Eukaryota; Metazoa; Chordata; Mammalia; Pholidota; Manidae. Gene Ontology annotation, molecular function: N,N-dimethylaniline monooxygenase activity; NADP binding; flavin adenine dinucleotide binding.